Molecule: messenger RNA, 1589 nt
Organism: Carcharodon carcharias (great white shark)
Lineage: Eukaryota; Metazoa; Chordata; Chondrichthyes; Lamniformes; Lamnidae
Product: kazal-type serine protease inhibitor domain-containing protein 1-like
Exons: 4
Coding region: 365-1267 (300 amino acids)
Biological process (GO): regulation of signal transduction; regulation of cell growth
Cellular component (GO): extracellular region
Molecular function (GO): insulin-like growth factor binding
Source: RefSeq, a predicted model, not a curated record
CGAGCUCAGUCCCCAGCUCUCUGCUCCUCACAGCUUGUCUAUGUGGAUUAGCGCCUGCCUUGUGCCAAUUCCCCUCAGGAUUGCGACAAGAGCAAACCAUUUCUUCACAAAGCUGUCAGUUGUGUGUCGGAAUACCCUCGGAACUUGUGUUAGAGUAGCAUUGAGAGUUUCCUUUUUUUCAUCGGUUUAAUCACACUCUUGCAAUGUAUGUAGGGCAAUGAUUAUUUAUACUGCAAGAAUUUUAGUUUAACUCAUUUGUUUAAUUCAUGUUUCAAACACUUUAUCUUUUCUGAAGGAUGAAAAUAUCUGGAGCUUGGCUCUUUGGAUUCAUUGGAUCUUGAUUCCCUCAUAUUCCAGCCUGGCAAUGAAUUCUGUGCUCUCUGCUGCAGUGAUAAUCCUCUUGGCUCAAGCAGCACAGGCUCUUCCCAACCUUUACCACAGAGGCUGGCUGCGGCUGCUACAGGAAGGAGAUGGCUGUGGGGUAUGCCAGCCUGACCUGUGUCCCGAGCCGCUGGGGUGCACGGCUGGGACAGUGCUGGACGCCUGCGACUGUUGCCCCGAGUGUGGCAAUGCUGAGGGGCAAAUCUGCGACCUCGACAACACCAACCACUUCUAUGGAAGGUGUGGAGAGGAUCUGGAGUGUCUGCUGGACACCAGCGCUGCCUUCCUCGGGGAGAUCCCAGAACCCCAGUGCACAUGCCAAUCCCAAGGAAGCGUGUGCGGAUCCAAUGGAAAGACCUACAACAAUAUCUGCAAGUUCAAAGAGGCAUUUUACAGCAACAGAGAAGGCAAUCUCAGCAUUACACACAGGGGGCCCUGUGAGACAGUUCCAUGGAUCACCACUCCACCUCGCGAUGUGUACAAUGUUACAGGCAACGAUAUUGUCUUUGGCUGUGAGGUGUCGGCAUAUCCCAUGGCUCUUGUGGAAUGGAGGAAGAAAGGAAAUGAUAACUUUCUGCCGGGGGAUGAUGCUCAUAUCUCUAUCCAGGCACGAGGUGGGCCAGAACGAUAUGGUAUCACAGGGUGGUUGCAGAUUCAGGGACUGAAGAAGUCUGAUGAGGGAAUCUAUACCUGUUACACAAGGAAUAAGUAUGGAGAAGCAUUCGCAUCUGCAAGUUUGAGUGUCUACGAUCCCGAUUCACCAUUAGCAGUGGAAAUGAGUAUGAAAGGCAAAGAUAGAAAAUAUAUCACAAAUGAAGAGGAAGAUGAAGAGGAUUAUGACGAUGAAGAUGAUGCUUAUGACAUCUCGGGUGACUACGAAUACUGAAAAACGUAAAUGAACCUUGCAGAGUGUACCACAGUUAUCCAAGUAUUAACUAUUUGAUAAUAAUGCGUGGCCUUUGAGUAACAUGUUGAGCUGUAUAUAGUUUAAACACUGUCAUUCAAAAGUACCUUUAGAUCAUUUUACUGUCUGCAAUUUUGUACAACACAUAUAAUUUUUAAAUGUUUCACUUAUAGUCCUUAGUGAUAUGCUGUACUUUACUUUCCUGCUGGACUGUACAUUGUGUAUUAGUAAACUUGCCUCUGCUUUUGUGAUGCCUAUGUAAAUCAACAGAUGAAAACCUUCACAAUUAAAAAAAAUUAAUUAA